AUGGUUUCCCCUCAGUGCUUUCUCCCCCACAGGACCUUUGGCCUUGCAACUGGAGAGACUCAGGCUGUGUCCCUUCAAGGUCAGAUCAUUCCCACAGCCAUGAACACAAGCAGCUCCUCUGCAGAAAAACCCAAGGAGGGUAAAGUCAAAUCAGAAGAGAAAUGCAAGGCCUUCAUGGAUAUUUGCAAAUACUUCUCCAAGGAACAGUGGGCAAAGCUGGGAAACUCAGAGAAAAUCACCUAUGUGUACAUGAAGAGAAACUAUGACACCAUGACUCGGCUAGGUCUCAGGGCCCACCUCCCAGAUUUUAUGCAUCCUAACAAACAGACCACAAAAUCUCCUGAGCACGAUUCUGAUGAAGAUCAGAACCCCGAGAAUCAAGGAUUGGGGAAAGAGAAGACUAAUGUAUGGCUCCACAGGCUGAGGAAAAGAAGGAACCAUGUUGCGUACGAAGAGACCAGUGACCCCGAGGAAGAUGACUGUGUAACUGACCUUUCAUUCCAGUCCCCACCUGUGCAAAACUCUUCUGAUGAGACUGACCUCCUGCCUGCUCCCAAACACCCCUGUGUCCCCCAGGCCACCCAGGACUCACAGGAAGAAGAGGACCCCUAUGUGGGCCAUGGCAUAGGCCGGCCCCAGGAUGCCACUGUCCAUGAUAGCAUUGCUGAGGUUGAACACUGUCUUCUGUGGGUCUUCUAG
Molecule: messenger RNA, 699 nt
Organism: Artibeus jamaicensis (Jamaican fruit-eating bat)
Lineage: Eukaryota; Metazoa; Chordata; Mammalia; Chiroptera; Phyllostomidae
Product: protein SSX1-like
Exons: 6
Coding region: 1-699 (232 amino acids)
Biological process (GO): regulation of DNA-templated transcription
Cellular component (GO): nucleus
Source: RefSeq, a predicted model, not a curated record